Molecule: messenger RNA, 501 nt
Organism: Suillus subalutaceus
Lineage: Eukaryota; Fungi; Basidiomycota; Agaricomycetes; Boletales; Suillaceae
Exons: 5
Coding region: 1-501 (166 amino acids)
Source: RefSeq, a predicted model, not a curated record
AUGAACAUAACCAAACUGCGAUCUCUAUCAGCACGUGCAUCAGGGAUGGACGAGCAGAUCUCCCGUUUACAUCAUCGCGAAGGACCAUCGGGUGCAUAUGACAUAUACAAUUCCAUACAGGAUCCAACCGACUCUGAGGCCAACCUGGUGUUGGACCUUGUAAGAGCUAAGCGGCAAGUUUAUCUAGCGCAAAAGACACUGGCGGACUGUAUAAUACGCGAGAACGAAGUGUUGGCAAACUUACUCCGAUAUCAAGCUGAAGAAGCAGAAAAACGACUGGAGGACGCGGAUGUUGGAUUAGGGUGCAUGCGAAUCGCAUUUAAGAAGAAUGGAUGGAGUCAUUUUCCUCAUCCGACUCAAACACGCGAUGGCCGCCUACAAACUGUGUUAUUUGUUAACUCCACUGUUGGCUGUGACUUUGGCGGAACUGUGGACUCUGUGGCUCACUGUCGUGGGAACAUGAUUUGUGUACAUUCUGUGGAGAAAUUUGUGAUUUACUGA